Molecule: messenger RNA, 1155 nt
Organism: Heteronotia binoei (common prickly gecko)
Lineage: Eukaryota; Metazoa; Chordata; Lepidosauria; Squamata; Gekkonidae
Gene: SLC10A2
Product: solute carrier family 10 member 2
Exons: 6
Coding region: 1-1155 (384 amino acids)
Biological process (GO): bile acid and bile salt transport
Cellular component (GO): apical plasma membrane
Molecular function (GO): bile acid:sodium symporter activity
Source: RefSeq, a predicted model, not a curated record
AUGCAGGACAACUUUACAGAAAGAUUUAACAUUUUGGUAUCUGAGGUCUUGACAACACAGACAAUCGUCAAUUUCUCUUACUGUCCCGCCAAUGCCACUAUCUGCAAUGGCACCUCCUGUGUGUUGCCUGCUGAUGAUUCUAACAGGGUUCUGAGCCUGAUUUUAAGUACUGUCCUAACAAUCAUGCUGGCCAUGGUGAUGUUUUCCAUGGGUUGCAAUGUGGAGCUACCAAAAUUUUUAGGACACAUUAGAAGGCCCUGGGGCAUUCUGGUGGGCUUCCUCUGCCAGUUUGGGAUUAUGCCUCUCACUGGCUUUGUGCUGGCACUUGCUUUCGAAGUACUUCCUAUACAAGCCGUGGCAGUAAUCAUUAUGGGAUGUUGUCCUGGAGGAACCGCUUCCAAUAUUUUAGCCUAUUGGGUAGAUGGUGACAUGGACCUCAGCAUUAGUAUGACAACAUGUUCAACCCUGCUGGCCAUGGGGAUGAUGCCACUUUGCCUCUUGAUUUACACCAAAAUCUGGACAGAUUAUGACUCCAUUUUGAUCCCCUAUGACAGUAUUGGCAUUUCAUUGGUGGCUCUAGUAAUUCCUGUCUCCUUGGGAAUAUAUGUUAAGAAUCGAUGGCCUGCAAAAGCUAAAAUCAUAUUAAAGAUCGGUUCCAUUACCGGUGCAAUUCUCAUCGUCCUCAUUGCUGUGGUAGGAGGAAUUUUGUACAAAGGAUCCUGGACCAUCACUCCUCAACUCUGGAUUGUUGGAACCAUCUUUCCGGCAGCUGGCUAUUCAUUAGGCUUUUUUCUGGCUCGCAUAGCUGGGCAGCCUUGGCACAGAUGUCGAACAGUGGCUCUGGAAACGGGAAUGCAGAACACUCAGUUGUGUACAACAAUUGUGCAGCUCUCCUUCAGUCCUGAACAAUUGGAAUUAAUGUUUACUUUCCCACUCAUCUACAGUAUUUUCCAGCUAACUUUUGCAGGAUUAAUCUUGGGAGGCUAUCAGCUAAACAAAAAGUAUUUUGCUGAUCGAAAGAAAGACUUUUCUGAUGAAGAAAGUGAAUCUGAAUCAUCACCGACACCAGUAUACUCAACGACGAACAGAGGUUUUCAGUCAGAGGAGGAAGAAACAGCAACCCAUGUGUCAGGGGUAGCUAACGGGAAAAUCUGA